ACAGCAGCACCUGGAAGCAGGAGAGGGCCGAGGCUUGGCCCCAGACUGGGAGGAGAGCAGCGGUGGCGCCAUCUACUGUCACCGUGGCUGCACUGCACCUUGAUUGUGUUAGGACCGAGAAGCUCUUGACGUGCACAGAUUUGGAGAAAAGCUGCGUUCACAUGAACUCUGUGAGGAGUAAUUUGCUGGACGAAGAGAAACGAUAACGGAAGGAGUAUCGAUCUCAUCACGCUGGUAUCGAACCAACACAGAUACUAACAAUUCUAUCGAUAUGAUCGAUAUUUAGAUCGAUACGCCCAGGACAUAUGCAGCUACUACUGGGCGAUACUGGGCAUUUGGUAUCGAUCCGAUACCAAAUGAAUAAUGGCUAGUGACGAAGAUAGUGAUACCGAUAGUUUUCGUCAUGCUCACUGAAUAAUUUCGUAAUUUUGCCUUUAAUUAGUUGAUUAUGGUUAUGAUAAAAUACAGGACAAAUGUUUAGGUAAAUAAACCGGCUUCUCUUACUAAUUGCAGUAUAAAACAAUUUAUAAAACAAUUACAUGUUUAGUCGUCAGCUGAGAGAGUGUGUGUGCAUCUCGGCACGAAAUGCAAAAUAGAGGACAGACUCUUUUUAGCCCUUCAAACCCGAGCAGAUCUCAGCGAUCUGUUAAAGUAAGCGGUUUUUGAAUUACUGUAACUCACAAUGAUUUGUUAUGUUGUCAAAAUUGCAUACGAUUGUUUUCCAGUCAUUAGUGCAAAAUAAGAAAAAGAAACAAUUUAACAAAAAUAUAAAUAUAACAAUAUGAACAACACAACAACAAUGGAAAAUAAAAUCGGUAACAGUAGUCAGUUAAGCAAAUAAGUAAACAAAACCAAUAUUUUAGUAAUAUAAAAAUUGCUCAAAGAGAGAAAUGGUGGCUCAAUAAUUUUCCACCAUAGAAGCGAGUCUGUAUCCGGUGUAGUUGUCUUCCGAAUACCGACGCAUUUCAAUAACGGCAUCAGUUCUAGCUGUGCGAUACUGCUGUGAUGCUAGAAUUUGAGUAUCAAACUCUGUCCAUAUCCAAGUUUUAAUACAGGUGAGGAUGGAGAAGCUCCUGUCGCGCACCGACUCGGAGAGAAGCCGCACUCGCAUAAAUUCUGUGACAAGUGAUUUGCUGGACGUAUAAAUGACAAACUGUAACAAAAGUAUCGAUCUAAGCACGCUGGGAUCGAGCCGAUACCGAUGCUGACCUUGGUAUCAAUAGUAUCGAUAUUUGGAUCGAUACGCCAGUCCUAGCAGCUACCACACUGUAUGAUGCUGGCAGAACAGGGUGCGGAGGUGGUUGGCUUUGCAGAGUUCAUGUGCUGGUUAAUAGAUAUUGUGGACUUUUACAUUAAACUUUAAUUUUCGGACCUUGGAGUCUCCUUUGUCAGCCUCGUCUGACUCUAUAAACAAAACCCACCACUCAGUCUAACUAAUGGAGGUCUGUGCCGAAAACUCAACGACAUCCUCUGACAAGGGAGACCUUGAAAUUAAACCUUUAGAGUUAAGUGAGAAGUGUGCGGAUGCAGGGACUCAGAGGAUCACAUGGAGCAACCAGCUGGAGUUCAUCCUGGCGUCGGUGGGGUACGCAGUAGGACUGGGGAAUGUCUGGAGGUUUCCCUACCUGUGUUACAACAACGGUGGAGGUGCCUUCAUGAUCCCUUAUCUGACCAUGGUGCUUCUGUGUGGCAUUCCUCUGCUGCUCGUUGAGUUGACUAUUGGCCAGUAUACUCGCUUAGGGCCGGUGCACACUCUCGCCAAAAUCUGUCCCUUGCUCAAAGGUGUUGGUCUGGCCACAGUUGUGAUCUCCUUCAUGUACUCCACAUACUACAAUGUGCUCAUGAGCUGGGCUCUUUUCUACUUGUUCAACUCGUUCGGAGCGACCCUCCCCUGGACUUCUUGCAACAACACUUGGAAUGCCCUCGGAAACUGUUCCAGCGGUUUCCCUGGCAACGUCACCCAUCUACAGUCGGCCAGCCAGCAGUUCUUUGAUCACAGACUUUUGGAGAAGACGAGUGGAAUUGAGGAAGCUGGUGGUGUUCGUUGGGAGCUCUUUGGCUGUCUUAUUGUUGCCUGGGUUAUUGUGUAUUUAGGCAUAUUUAAAGGAGUCAUAAUCACCGGCAAGGUGGUGUACUUCACUGCGCUCUUUCCGUACUUCAUCCUGUUUGCCCUGCUCAUCAACAAUGUGCAGCUUCCCGGAGCCAAGGAUGGCAUCCUCUACUUUGUGACACCUGUAUGGGGCAAACUGUUUGAAUUGAAGGUCUGGGUCGGUGCUGCUUCACAGGUGUUUAACUCGCUGGGCAUAGCGUUUGGCUCCAUGAUUUCGAUGGCUAGUUACAACAAGUUCAACCACAAUGUCCUCAGAGAUACAAUGAUUGUGUCGUUAAUCAACUCCUUCACCAGUAUCCUGGCUGGCUUUGUGAUCUUCUCAGCUAUUGGCUACAUGGCUCACAUACAUAAACUCCCAGUGGAUAACAUAGCCACAGAUGGCCCCGGUUUGGUGUUUGUUGUGUACCCUGAAGUCCUCUCCACCAUGCCUGGCUUUCAGUUCUGGGCUCCACUUUUCUUCUUCAUGCUGCUGUGCCUGGGCCUGGACAGUCAGUUUGCCACAACGGAGGUAACUGUGACGUUCAUAAAGGACGAGUUUGGACCAAAAAUUCUGCAAUUCCUAAAGAGAGAGGAACUGGUUGCCCUGAUUGUUUGCAUUGUUUUGUUUUUAUUGGGGAUUCCUCACAUUACCAAGGAAGGUAUCUAUGUGUUUCAUCUGAUGGACCACUACACUGCCGUCGUGUCCCUCAUGAUCCUGGCUUUUUUUGAAAUUGUGGCUGUCUGCUGGAUCUUUGGAGUCACACGGAUCUCUUUAAUGAUCAAAAGGAUGCUGGGCAAAACUCCACAUAUCUUUUUCCGUGUCUGUUGGUUGCUGGUCUGUCCUUUGAUGAUUUUGUGCAUACUGGCCUCCAUCCUUGUUCAGUACACUCCUGUCCGGUAUGAGAAGUACAAGUACCCAGUGUGGACUGAGUGGGUGGGCUGGUGCAUCUCCCUGGUUUCUGUAGUGUGGAUACCACUUGGUGCUAUUCAAGAGAUCUAUAACAACCAAGGAUCAUUUCUUCAGAGACUGACGACAGCCAUGACUCCCACAAUAGACCUAGAUGCCCUGCAGGAAAGACAAAGCCAUGACAACCCUGCAUCUGAGAAAUUGCUCACGUUGGUGACAUGAACAGAGACACAGCCGCCAAAACCACGUCUUUAUCUCUACUUGCCAGGCUCUGUAAUGUGUCACACUGUCAUUACAGUUCUAUCAGAAUUUCAUCCAGAGACCUCACUUUAUCUUAACUCCACUGCACGUUUGUAGCUCUUUAAAAUCACUUUGCCUGACAUUAUCGUCAUAAAAAUCACCCUUUCCUUUUCCCCCUUUACCAAGUGUGCAAUCUGAUAUUUCAUCCAUCAAAUUAGGAUUGGACGCUUGGAUUCACACCUAUAGUACAUGUGAUGUAGGCGUGAAUCGUCAUGUGUCCUGUCCAAAUUAUGCAGGUGCUAAAUCCAACACUGGAUUAACACUGGAGUGAAAUGUCUUAUUCUUAAAUCAGUGAGAGGCUUUUUAACUGUUCCGGCUUAAUACAUAUAUAAACUAAAUUAUUUAAAACUCUGGAUUAAAUCCCUCAAAAGUUUGCACAUGAGGCUUGUCUCACUUGGAAGUCUCUGCCAAGUGCAACAGGGAACAACCUAUACAACCUUCUGACUUCCAUUUUCAGUUUUUAUGGUCCUUAAACCAGUGUGCCGUUCUGAAUUUACUGCAGCAUUCAGACAGUCCUAAUGUCUAAGGAGCUUAAUGUAAGCAACAGGUGCUUUGUUUUGGUGGUAGUCACCAGGAACAGACCAAUAUAAAACACUGCAGUGCCUUUUGUUCUAAUAUUCUCUUAUAUGCACACAACCUUUGAAUGUACAAUUGAAAUGUUGCCAUUUCAAAUGAUGGUCUACAUGCAUUUUAUGUCUAGAACCGUAAUUACAAAAUACAUGACUGGGUUUUAGACACUGGACUUGUAUGUAUAUCAAUAAAUUGUAAUGAUAUAUUAACUUAAAUAUGGUUUUGAAUAUAGUGAUUAUUUAGGAAUGUACUAAAGCUGCAUUCAAAUAGAACUUGAAUUCAAACAUUUCGACUCAUGAGUUCGUAAAUACGUGGUUUCACCGAUAGGCCUCAGCUGAUCCUCUUUGCCUUAAAUCUUGUUAAUCAGCAGCAGCUGUUUGUGUCUGAAUGAAGACCAGCAGCCUCCCUUCGCUCUGUCAAUCACGGCUACUCGUCUGACAUAUAAACAGAAGCACAUUUUGCCUCUUAGACUCAGGGCAGUGAUGCCUUCAUGUUCAUACUGUCGUACCAAUAAAUUACUGACCAUAUAAACAAACAAACAAUCAAAAAAGCACCUACUGAACAAAGCGGAAAUAUUGAGAAUUUCUUUUAUCUGUGAUAUUUUGUCAUAACGGAAACGGUUGUGUGUUCAUUUUAAUCUCAAAGCAGGAUUUGCGUCCUGUUCCUUCUGUGUUGGGGUUUGUUACAUUAGUUUUUAAUUAAUUUUGGUUAAAUGAAAGAAGUAAUAAAAGAUUAAUUCGGGCUUGUUCUGCUGUCAAUGAAUUACGUGUGUCGUUUGGAUUAUUGCCUCAGUUAAACACUAGGUGGCAGCAAAGUGGCAAGAAAAAAAAGAGUAGGGAAGUCUUUUUACCAGCAAAACUACUGUGUCUGUCGUAUUCAUCUGCUAAUAUUUGUUUUAGAUUAAACCACUAAAUGUACAAUAAAUAAAAUAAGAUAAAAAAAA
This is a messenger RNA of Mugil cephalus (flathead mullet), 4809 nucleotides long. RefSeq lists its product as uncharacterized. The transcript is spliced from 14 exons. Lineage: Eukaryota; Metazoa; Chordata; Actinopteri; Mugiliformes; Mugilidae. Gene Ontology annotation, cellular component: membrane. Gene Ontology annotation, biological process: sodium ion transmembrane transport. The coding region runs from base 1437 to 3218 and encodes 593 amino acids. The record is from RefSeq and is a predicted model, not a curated record.